Molecule: messenger RNA, 1020 nt
Organism: Microplitis demolitor
Lineage: Eukaryota; Metazoa; Arthropoda; Insecta; Hymenoptera; Braconidae
Product: syntaxin
Exons: 9
Coding region: 17-922 (301 amino acids)
Biological process (GO): vesicle fusion; exocytosis; intracellular protein transport
Cellular component (GO): endomembrane system; SNARE complex; plasma membrane
Molecular function (GO): SNARE binding; SNAP receptor activity
Source: RefSeq, a predicted model, not a curated record
UUCUUUUGUCAGUUUAAUGCGGCUUUUUGGACACUCUACGAUGGUUCGAGAUCGUUUAGCUGAAUUAUGUGCUAAUAAAAGAAAUGACUCAGGUAAAAAUUUUUUACAAGACAUUAAUCAAAGAUCAUCAAGCAAAAAAGUUAAAGAUGUAUUAGAUGAAGCUGAAAAAAUACGUGAAAUGAUAAAUAUUUUACAAGAUAAUAUUAGUAUUGUUAAAGAUUUACACAACAAUGUUUUAUCACACACAGACUUAGGAAUUCAAAAUGAAUUGGAAAGUAGAACAUUCGUUAUAUCACAAACAGCUUUUAGAAUUCGCACAAGUUUAAAAGAUUUGGGUAAAGAUGUGGCGCGUGUUGAUGAACUGACGUUGGAGAGCGCGAGAGAUGGUCCCGUUUAUAUGCGAAUUAAAUUCUUACAAUACACGACUAUAUUGAGAAUGUUUUCAGAUAUAAUGCAUGCUUAUAACGAAUCAUUGUUGAGAUAUCAUGAUAAGUGUUCUUCAUUAUUACACCAGCAGAGGAUAUUACUUAGAAAAGAAACAGCAAGUCAAGUAUUUGACCUGGGCGAUAAUGAUGAAAAAACAAAUCUCUUUGUUGAUAAUAUAUUAGAAGAAAGUAGAUUAGCAAAGUUACAACUUACAGAAAUUACAUUUAGACAUAAUGAGAUAUUAAAAUUAGAAAAGUCGAUAAAAGAAAUAAGAGAUAUGUUUUUAGAAAUAGCAUUUUCCGUUGAAAAACAGGGCGAGCAAUUAAACUGCGUUGAAUAUUUUGCUGGUAAAGCAACAGAUGACGUAGAAGGCGGUCGUUCCGAUCUUACGAAAGCCGAAAAAAAACGUCACAGAAAUCGUAAAAGGAAAACAAAAAUAUUUGUAGUACUUGGAAUUAUUAUUGCUAUACUAUUAUUAAUAGCGAUUUUUUUGUAAAUAUUGUCAUGUAAAAUUACUGUCAUGGUAAAUGAUGAAAAAAAAAAACUUUAUAGAAUAUAUUGUAGUUAAGUAUUAAUAAUAUUAAGUAUCAAACU